CGCCCAUGCGAGGGAAACAGAACAAAAACGAGGGCUGUACCUCAGUGGUUUCGAAGAAAGGAACGGUUUUGAUUUUCUAUAAAGACGGUUUUCUCCUAAAGCUCUUUGUGAAACGAAGGAGGGGAAAGCAGACAUGUGCGCAGACAUGAACAAGACUUUCCUGUGUAACGACACCGCAAUGAAAGUUGUGGUGGCUGGAGAGGCUCUCCCGUGGAUGGAGACCAACUUUCCAGAGCGCAAUGUCAGCCUGGGGCUCUCCACCACCCCUCUGGACUUCCCCAUCAACCCGUGGGAUAUCAUGCUUUGCAUGUCGGGCACUGUCAUCGCCUGCGAGAACGCCAUCGUGGUGGCUAUCAUCUUCUAUACGCCAACCCUGCGCACACCCAUGUUCGUGCUCGUAGGAAGCCUAGCCACAGCGGAUUUACUGGCAGGCAUGGGAUUAAUCCUCAACUUCGUGUUCCAGUACGUCCUCUCCUCAGAGACUAUUAGCCUUAUUACUGUUGGGUUCCUAGUGGCCUCCUUCACGGCGUCCAUAAGCAGCCUGCUGGCUAUAACAGUGGACCGGUACUUCUCUUUAUACAACGCACUGACUUACUUCUCAGAGAAGACGCUCCACUACGUGCACCUGAUGCUAGUGAGCACAUGGGGCGUGUCUCUGUGCCUGGGCCUGCUGCCUGUGCUAGGCUGGAACUGCCUGGACGACCCAAGCUUGUGUAGCAUCGUGCGCCCACUCACUCGCAGCAAUGUGACAUUGUUGGCGGUCUCUUUCUUCAUAAUCUUCAUACUCAUGCUGACCCUCUACUUCAAGAUCUGCAAGAUCGUGUGCCGCCACGCGCACCAGAUCGCUCUUCAACAGCACUUCUUCACCACAUCGCACUACGUGGCCACCAAGAAGGGUGUGGCCACGCUCGCCAUCAUCCUAGGCACCUUCGGCUCGAGCUGGCUACCCUUCGCCAUCUACUGCCUGGUGGGAGAGCGCGAAUACCCGUCGGUAUACACAUAUGCCACGCUGCUUCCGGCCACCUACAACUCCAUGAUCAACCCAAUCAUCUACGCCUACCGUAAUGCCGAGAUCCAGCGCUCGCUCUACGUCCUCUUCUGCGGCUGCUUUCAGAGCAACGUAGCCACCCACUCCAGGUCACCCAGUGAAGUUUAGAGGGGUGCUGAGUGAACGUAAGUGUGUGUGUACGUGUGCAUGUUGACAACCGACAAUUCGCUUUCAGUUGACUAUUAAAUCCUUUAAACGAAAUGUAUGUCUAACAAGCAUCUGCACUUUAUUGCGACUGAAGACAAGGACACAGUAUGUCUGAAAUGCUGUGAACAACAGCUUUUGUAAAGAAAAAAAAUAAUGACAUUAUGUAUUUAUAUGAUCAAAGAAUGAAAAAACUAGCACUUUAUUGAAUGUAUUUGAAAUGCCAAAGCAGUAUUGCAUAGGCCUAUAUAUGUUGGUGUUAUUUGCUACUUUGUAUUUGUCAGUACUGUGGGUAAUUUUUGAUUUUGUUAAGUUGUCUAUUUGAUUGUACAUUUUAUACGAGAUGAGUAUAUGAAUAAAAUGAGAAAAUAAGUGUGCGCCUCGUGUUUCUGCCACAUGUUUCUCUGUAAGUGUUAUUUUGCCGCACCUGGGUUGUUUUCUUUUUUUGCUCAGCAUCUUCCUGUCUUCCAACUCAGGGGCGUCAAUUGGGUAUGGCAGAGUAUGGAAGUCUCUAUACCCUAGCUCAACACCAACAAUUUAAAUUAGGCUACCAAAGUCUUAGGCUACCAAAACUUAAAUUAGGCUACCGAAACAUUUUUCUCAAAAUACUGCAGAGGUGGAAGAUGGUUGUAGAUGGCUAGGUAACUGCUGUUUGACUUGACAUGAAACUAGAGUUUUUAAUCCAUCUCGGUGCUGAGGUAGUGCGUAAUGUAUCAGCUAAUUUUGACGUGUUUGUAGAAUGUUUAUCGACUGAGGUGAGUGAAGCUACAGCAGGAAGAUGAUAAUGUAAGGAUUACAUAGUGAAAGUCUACAUACCCCCUUGCAAAGUCUUCACAUUUCGGUGCCUUCAUCUUAAAAGGGAUUAUUUGCGUUAUUUUCCAUACCGAUCUACACAUUCUACCCCACAUUUUCAAAGUGAAUGACAAUUUCUUUAACAUUUUUUAAAUGAAUAAUAAUUUUAAAAACCUUGAUUGUGUAUGUCUUCACACCCCAGAGUUAAAACUUGGUGUAAGCACCUUUGGCAGCCCUAAGAGCUGUGAAUAAUUCUGAACAAGAUUUUACCAACAUUGCGCAACUCUUAGAAUAUACAUAAUAAUACAUAAUUAAUUAAUAACAUACAUAAUUUCUUUGUCAAAAUUGCUCAAGCUCAGUAAAUUUGGAUCAGAAUCAUUGACGGAGAGCAAUAUUCAAACCUUAAGCACAUUUGAGUCAGGACUGAGACUGGACCAGGACCACUUAGGAACGAACACUCAACACCUCUUGGCAAGCUAUUCUGGUGUGUCUUUGGCAUUAAAUGUUUUGUUAUUGUCCAGCUGUGAAAUAACACUCUAUCCCAGGGUUUUUAGAAGACUGAGGCAGGGUUUUCAGAAGACUGAGGCAGGGUUUUCAGAAGACUGAGGCAGGUUUUCCUCUAACCUGGGCUUUGUUCCUUUGAUAUUUCUUUUGAUCCUGACAAACUCCCCAGUCCCUGCUGGUGACAAGCAUACGCAAAAACAUGAUGCCACCACCACAAUUCUUGAAAAUACAGUGGGUUUCAGGAUGUGUUGUGUUGAAUUGGAUUUGACCCAAACCUGUAAUUAUUUUUUAAAUUUAAUUUUCUAUUGGAUAACAAUUUGUUCUUAACCAAGACAAAAAAAUAUAUAACAGACUUUUUCCUGCAUAACAUAGGUACAGCAGAGCCCCUCGUUGCAUGGGAGACUUUCAAAUGUGCCUUCAGAGGUCAUGCAAAUAAAUACUAAUCUUUAAAAUGAAAACAUUUUAAGUCAAAAGAGAUAGAGGCCCGAACAAAGGAAAAGGAGGAACUAGCCAAGCAGAUGGAUGGCAAUAACACUGUACUAUAGAGGCACAGAAUAAGUUAGAGGAAAAACUAAAAUAACUGUAGCAACGAUCAAGAACGAUUAAGUAUCACACUUUUAUUACAUAUUCAUUACAACGUAAAGCAAGCUUGAUGGAAAAUUGUGAAAAAUGCACCACAUUGUUGGUAACACUUUACUUGACACUCAGUGGCAUAACACGUUAUGACACAGUCAUAACAAUGUCAUAAUAUGUCAUAACAGCUGACAUAACUUGUCAUUACCCGUCAUAAUAUGGUCAUAACAUUGUCAUGACCCAUAUAUUUACAACUGUUGUGACAUAUAUUGCAUUAUUUUACGGCUGGUUAUGACACCUACAUCAGAGUGUCAAAACCCACAUUUAUUCCCCUCCCAAAAAUCCCUGCCAAGAAGUUUCCUUUCGUUUAAAAGUUUGUUUCUUAAAUCCUUUGUUGGUGUUGUUAUGAAUUCUUUACAUAUUUUAAAUAGCUUGUAGAAAAUACACAUUUACCGUCACUUUAGUUGGACUAAGAAAAUACACGUUAUGACACUGUCAAGAAGCAUUAUCACCAUCGUAAUCAUAUAAGCCAGAUAGGCCUAUCACUUACAUGCCCAUCUAUCAGUUAUCAGUCAAAAGGAGGGUGUCUUGUCCUGCUCCUGAUAUCUGCUUCUUCAUUCAUCUCAGUCAUCAGCAACCGAGCAAUGGGUUAGGU
Molecule: messenger RNA, 3716 nt
Organism: Oncorhynchus keta (chum salmon)
Lineage: Eukaryota; Metazoa; Chordata; Actinopteri; Salmoniformes; Salmonidae
Product: G-protein coupled receptor 6-like
Exons: 2
Coding region: 134-1156 (340 amino acids)
Biological process (GO): G protein-coupled receptor signaling pathway
Cellular component (GO): membrane
Molecular function (GO): sphingosine-1-phosphate receptor activity
Source: RefSeq, a predicted model, not a curated record